CUCCCUUCUCUCCUUUCAGGUGAAUGGGGUGAACGUGGAGGGCAUGCGUCAUGCGGAGGUCGUGACCUUCAUAAAGAGAGGAGGAGAUGAGACCAGGCUGCUGGUGGUGGACCCUGACACAGACCAUCACUUUAAGAAGAUGGGUGUCACCCCAUUGGCCAGCCACGUUAAAGACUUUGACGGUCCGUCCAUAUCCAACGGCUCCCCCAGUCCUCAGAUCAACGGCAGCUUCACCAGCAGCUCCAUCCAGUCACACCACUCUGACCUGAGCAGUCCAGACAACAGCCUGCAGCUGGGAGAGGACGAGGCGAGCCGUCUGAUGGACCCGUUUGCUGAGAUCGGCCUGCUCCUGAGUCCCACUGCGGCUGAGGCCAAAGAGAAGGCCCACGCCAAGAGAGCCAAGAAGAGAGCCCCUCAGAUGGACUGGGACAAAAAACACCAGCUCUUCAGCAACUUCUGAACUUUUCUGCCACCCAAUGAGAGAAGCAGAAAGACUGUCGAAUUUGACAUAUCUGAAACUUACCUUCAACAUUCCUACCCGUUACCCUACCACCACCACCCCACCACCACUACCACCACCACCCCACCACCACCACCACCCCACCACCACCACCACCACCACCACCACCACCACCACCACCCCUCCACCACUAC
Messenger RNA from Oncorhynchus gorbuscha (pink salmon), 654 nucleotides. Its product is annotated as Na(+)/H(+) exchange regulatory cofactor NHE-RF2-like. The record is from RefSeq and is a predicted model, not a curated record. The coding region runs from base 44 to 460 and encodes 138 amino acids. The transcript has 3 exons. NCBI's taxonomy places the organism in Eukaryota, Metazoa, Chordata, Actinopteri, Salmoniformes, Salmonidae. Gene Ontology annotation, molecular function: signaling receptor binding; protein-membrane adaptor activity. Gene Ontology annotation, cellular component: apical plasma membrane. Gene Ontology annotation, biological process: protein localization to plasma membrane.